Molecule: messenger RNA, 1740 nt
Organism: Zygotorulaspora mrakii
Lineage: Eukaryota; Fungi; Ascomycota; Saccharomycetes; Saccharomycetales; Saccharomycetaceae
Gene: HCM1
Product: Hcm1p
Exons: 1
Coding region: 1-1740 (579 amino acids)
Biological process (GO): regulation of transcription by RNA polymerase II
Molecular function (GO): RNA polymerase II cis-regulatory region sequence-specific DNA binding; DNA-binding transcription factor activity, RNA polymerase II-specific
Source: RefSeq, a predicted model, not a curated record
AUGGUUGCUGGAGACAUAGUUCCUUUUAAUGGUGAAGAGCCGCUGAAAGAAAUUUCAGCAAAGAUCAACAGAAACAGGAAUAGGAGUUUUGGACAAAAUGACGUGGAAUUGAAUGACCAAGAGUAUUUGGAUUCGUUGAAGGACAUGAUAACACCUCCAAGUUCAACACUGAGAAAAACACCAGUAGGGGUAACGGAUAAUGUAACGUCAAGUUUGAAGCAUCCUUUAUCACCGGAGCUGUCAUCACCUAUCGCACCAUCAAAGGCUAAAAAACAAAAAUCUGAUGGAGGGUCUCGAUCCAAUGGGAAUUUGACGAUUGAAGAACUCUUACAGUCACUGAAACAACGGAAAAUCAGCCGAGACUGUAAUUCUAAACCUCCUUACUCAUAUGCAACUCUUAUCGGAUUAGCUAUUUUGCAAUCUGCGGGAGCAAAACUAACCUUAUCACAGAUUUACAGUUGGAUAUCUAUUCAUUUCCCAUACUACAAGCAAAAAGAUGCAGGUUGGCAAAAUUCAAUAAGACAUAACUUAUCACUGAAUGAUGCCUUCAUCAAGACGGAAAAGUCUUGUGAUGGUAAAGGUCAUUUUUGGGAAGUCAAGUCAGGCUUUGAGACAAAAUUUUUCAAAGGUGCAAAUAUAACAUUGGAAGAAAUUAGAGCGAAAUUGCGCGAUAUCGAUGAAUAUUUUAGCCUUGAUGGAUCUCCAGAGCAGGGCAUAAUUACAGGAGAACAGCAGGAUGAUAUUGCUUUUGAACAUGGUAAUAGUGCAUUACUACAUAUUCACUCAUCACCGAAUGCGCUGUCAUCUAAUAUCAAAAUAAGUUCACAGGAAUUUGGUAACGAUAAAGGAGUAAACGAUGUUGGUUUUCUUAAUGAACAGAAACACCAUGCUUUAAAUCCGCCUUACUUGCUAAGAAAAUACCACACAAGUCUCGGAUUGCCGAAAUUGGAAGAUUUCAAAGAUUUCAGUAAGGAACAUAACUUGCUGAUGUACAAUAACACUGAUGCACUGACCAGUUCUUCAACGAGUUCAAGUCCGAAUGUAUUCAAAAGCUCGCAUGAUUUUAAAAAAUAUACGUGUUCAUUUAAUUCAAGCUUUGAAGAGCUAUCGCCAUCAAAGAAUAGGUAUACGAGUCAUUCAUUGCUGGAUCCGAUUAUGACAGCUUCAUGCGGUAUCAAUACGCCUAAAGAGGUACCGCAAAUGUUUUCAACUCUGCAGUCUCCACUUUCCACAAAUUUGCAGCCUCCACAACAACAUGGUCAAGUGGAUUUACUGCGAACGCCAAGAAAUCCACAACAGCAGACUUUAGAGAGAACCCCUUGUCGUUUCAUGACAACGCCGAGAGAUGAAAGCUCUGCUAUGAAAAAGUGGCAAACACCGUCUCAUCUGUUUGAAGACCUGUACUGUUCGCCCAUAUACAAAUACAUGGGCUCACCGAAACAAGAGACGCAAUCUCCCAAUCCAUCUUUAGGUAAAAUUUUGACACCAAAAAAAUAUUCUGAGGUAGAUAUUAGCAUGGGUAGAUCAAAGAUUUCAGCUAGUGGACUAUUUGGCGUAGACGUAUAUGCAGUGUGGAAAAGAGCAACCAAUAAUGUAAAUGGUAUGGAUUCCCGUAUCAGUAACGAAACUAGGAAAGCUGAAAUUUCAGAACCAGAUAGCCAUAACACAGAUAGAUACAACGAAGGAAACAAAACUGGUGGUAACAACGGGGAAUCGCAGGAUGUCAAAAAAGAUUACUAA